AUGGAGAAUAACAAUAACAAUAACAACAACAACAAUAAUAAUAAUAAUCAAGAUGAUAAUGGUAUCAAGAGGAAAAGAAUAUUGUUAACUACUGAUCUACAUCUUGGUUAUGAUCAUUUGAAGGAACUUUCAAAUGUUGUUUAUAAGAAUGCUCAAAGAUUCGAUAUGGUUAUAUGUACAGGUGAUAUUGCAAACUUUGAUCCAGAAGAAGCUGGUGAUGUUGAAAAGGUUGCCGCUUGUGAAGGAGAAAUGAGUCAUGCCUUAUCAUAUCUAGAAAACAUUGAUAAACAUUUGUAUUAUUUGCCUGGAAAUCAUGAUGCAAAAACAACUCUAUCAAAAGAUGAUAAACCAAGAUUGACAACAUAUUCAACCAAUUUACAUCGUGAAUGUAUUCGUUUGGAAGAUGACUUGGUUGUUAUGGGUUUGGGAGGAAGUGUACCAGGUUACAGAGAAGGUGAACAAAAAUGGGUUGGUUAUCCAUACACCAACGAAGAUGAUUUGAAUAGAGAUCUACAAGAAACCUAUGAAACUGCUAAAAAUACAGUUGUCAGUGGAGGAGACAACAAGACAUUGAUACGUGAUGGUGAUAGCAUUAUACUAUUGACACAUGUUGGACCACAUCAUUCUUCAACAACAGUUGAUCAAUUUGAUAUCACUGUAGCACCACUUUAUUCUGGUAGUAAAUCAAUCUCUCAAUUUAUUAUUGAUCAUAAUGAAGAUAUAUUUUUAAAUAUUCAUGGUCAUACGCAUGCAGCAGUUGGAAUGACUACCACUGGCAAUACAACCAUCAUCAAUCCAGGACCACUAAAAUUUAAAUGCUAUGGUAUUCUAGAGAUUGAGAAACAUUUUAGUCAAAAAUGGAAAGUUACUUCUAUGCAAUUUAAACGUUUAUAA
Molecule: messenger RNA, 894 nt
Organism: Cavenderia fasciculata
Lineage: Eukaryota; Evosea; Eumycetozoa; Acytosteliales; Cavenderiaceae
Exons: 4
Coding region: 1-894 (297 amino acids)
Molecular function (GO): hydrolase activity
Source: RefSeq, a predicted model, not a curated record